Molecule: messenger RNA, 2141 nt
Organism: Notolabrus celidotus (New Zealand spotty)
Lineage: Eukaryota; Metazoa; Chordata; Actinopteri; Labriformes; Labridae
Exons: 3
Coding region: 1-1503 (500 amino acids)
Biological process (GO): DNA integration
Molecular function (GO): nucleic acid binding; zinc ion binding
Source: RefSeq, a predicted model, not a curated record
AUGCAGCAACCAGUGGCUCCUGUGCCCACACAGGGUCAACAUGCUCGUCAGCAGCUGGUUGCUCCUCCUGCACCUGCGCCGGCGUAUCCGCCUAUGCAGCCCAUGUACAGACAGCCUCAGCGGCCGAUGGGGUUCGCGAGGGGUGGUUACGGGCAAGGGGGACGCGGACGGGGUGCACCUGGGGGUCAGCCAAUGCGUUGCUUUACCUGUGGCGUGAUCGGACAUAUCUCCAGAUUCUGCCCUAUGACACCGUGGCACACACAGCAGGUGUAUGCGCCUGGACAGAGACCCUCACAAGAACAACAGUAUCAGCCGCCCAUGCCCCAAGUGGUCAAAAGUGGAGCAUCUAUUUUGUGCAGCCCAGACGGUAUGGUUGUGACUUUUCCAAAUGGACAAUCUUUCAACUGCUCUGUUAGCAGAAUUUCCUCGCAGUCCCAGAUGUUUCUGGGUCAGGACAAUUCACCUGGUGCAGAGCCUCAGUGGGCUGACAUCUAUUGGGGGCUGGUGCAACCUGAGACAACGAAAGGGGGCGGAGUUUCGUCUUUGUACACUGCUUGGAAGCCCUGGCUCCACAUGUUGCAUCCCUAUGCUCCUCCACCUGACCCGCUCCACGUGACUCUGUUUUAUGACCGUGACGAGGACUUGGUGUAUCGUGAGGCUUUUGAGGUAAUGGAGGGCAGGGUAGAACCGACGCAACAGAGAACAGACAUGAUUGAUCGGGUGAAAGGGUACAGAUACCUCCUGGUGGCGGUGGAUGCAUACACCGGCUGGCCUGAGGCUGUACCCGCUAAAAAAGAGGAUGCACAAACAGUAGUGAAGUUUUUGAUUAACCACUACAUUCCCACACAUGGUUUCCCUAAAAAGAUUCGAUCUGAUAAUGGCACACAUUUUAAAAAUAAACAUCUACAAGCAGUAGAAGCCCAGCUGGGUCUAAAACAUGCCUUUGGAACUGUGUAUCACCCACUGUCUCAGGGAAAGGUAGAAAGAAUGAAUCAGACCCUAAAAGGUAAAAUCAGCAAAGUGUGUGCACAAAACAAACUUAGCUGGGUGGAUGCUCUCCCACUGGCUUUGAUGUCAGUAAGGAGCUCAGUUAGUUUGCGGACAGGAUUCACACCAUAUGAACUUAUAUGUGGACAGCAGUUUCCUGGACCAGGAGCUGGUGUUGUUAUAGCACAGGAAACUCCUUUCUUGGCCUAUAAGCCAUAUUAUGAUCAGCUCACGGCCCUUGGUUCAGCAUUUUCCGCCCAGAUCGCAGAGAUCAGAGGGGGUGAGGAGAAGCCGCUUCCCCCUACCGACGCUGAGUGGGUGCUCCUGAAGGUCAUCAAACGGAAGUGGACGGAACCUAGAUGGACAGGGCCCAUUCAGGUGACGGAGAGGACAACUCACGCAGUUCGACUUAAGGGGAAAGGAAACACCUGGUUUCAUUGGUCAUUGUGUGCUGCAGCAGACCCUCCUGCGAGAACCCGAGCAGACAUUCGCAGGGAUCUGAAAGAACAAGCAUAAACUGUUCCUGGGUGGUAGAAAAAGGAGACAUUUUAUUAUUUAGCUUCGCUAACACUAAGAGUGUAGAGUCAUUAGGUGUGAAGGCAUAAAACAACUUACGUUGAGAGAAGUUCUGCUCAGCUACAUGUGACGACAAGUCCGUGGAACCUCACCAAGUGACCACGAGAGAUUCCAGAAAAGACACCUAGGUGGUUGGGUAAGUGGAAAGGUGUGCUCGUCUCGAUGGGUGUUUCCCUGGCUGGUAUGUUGUGUGUGGUGGUGUUGGUUGGUUGCUGUUGUAUUCCCUGUAUUAGGUCUCUCUGGAACCACGCCAUCGUGGCCGCAUUUGAGAAGCAGGGACCCCACGCUCGCUACCAGAUGGUUGCGCUACCAGAACUUGGGCAUUGUCGCAGAGGUGCCUACACCCUGGCAGUGGCUCCGCAUGGGGAUUCCGUGUGAAGUCCUGGUUUGUUGGUCUCAGGGAGCUGAGACCAAGAGGGGGACUUGUGGAUAUGGGACUCCACACCUCACUCUUAUAUACUCACAAUUGUCACUAUUUUACUCAAUCACAUUCAUUUACUUAAUCAUAUUAUAUCAUAUUAAUUUUACUCAUAAAGCCAAAUAUACUAAUCAUCACGAGUGUUUAGAUACAAAUAUAG